This is a messenger RNA of Neomonachus schauinslandi (Hawaiian monk seal), 608 nucleotides long. RefSeq names its product mast cell expressed membrane protein 1 (gene MCEMP1). The record is from RefSeq and is a predicted model, not a curated record. The transcript has 6 exons. The coding region runs from base 18 to 608 and encodes 196 amino acids. NCBI's taxonomy places the organism in Eukaryota, Metazoa, Chordata, Mammalia, Carnivora, Phocidae.
CUGGCAGACUGGGAACCAUGGAGUCUGAGAAAAUCUACAUGAAGCAGGAGGUCAAGAUGCAGGCAGCAGCCUUCAAAGACAAGAAACAGAGGGCCCCAGCCAAUAAGGAAGGUGCAGAUAACCCUGACUAUGAGAAUAUCACCUUGACCUUCAGAAACCAGGACAAGCUGAAGGGCAGCCAUUCACCCCUCAAGAAUCAGGGCAAGCAGCCAUCUGCCAGCGCACACUGCACAGCCUUGGGAGGGGCCCAUGCCCCAACCCUGUCUAGGCCACCCUCAGAAUCUGCCCAGGUUCCCCGUUGUCUGCACAGAGCCCUCAUGAUCCUGUACAUCCUCCUUGCCCUGACCUGCAUCAUCCUCUUGGCCUUGGUCUUGGCAAAGAAUUCUGAGAUGUCCCAGGAGUUGCUGGUCUUGAAAAGGGAGCUCUGGAACAUCUCCGAAUCGGUGCGGGAGUGUCAGGAGGAGCAGAAUCAGGGCUGGAGCUCCGUCCGGCAGCUCAUCAUGGAGGCCAAGCAGGGCAUUAACGUGGUCAAGAGAGAUGUCCAGUCCGAGAGUGAUAAAAUGAAGACGUUAUUAACAGGUGCCGUUGCAGACCUUCACUGGACAUGA